AACAUUUUGCGAGGAGCCUCAUUGCGGGACACACAUCCGCGCGAGGCAUCCGUUUGACCACCCCUUUUACUUAUUUUUACUUGUUAUUUUGUGAAUGUAGCAAAAAAUGAUAGCACAAUAUUCAUCCCUGGUUAUUUGGGUUAGCCUGUUGGCGACGACUUGCGGGAGUGUUUCAGACGUCGAGAAAGGAUUUUCAGCAACGGAUGGUGCAUUUUAUACAGACGAUGCGGUUAUACUAAAUGCUCCUGCGAGUCGUGUUAAGCGAGAUGUGUCAAACAGCACCAGGGAUGGAAAACAACUACUACUUUUGCGACCUAGGCAGACGGAGGAAGCGUUCGGGUUGGAUUGCGAGACGACGCUCGGGAAGAGAGGGACAUGUAAAAGCUUCCGCGACUGCUACCCGCUGUUCAAGGUGGCAAACCUGCCAGGCCUUGAUGGCUGGGUCAUGGGACACUACGACACCUGCAGCUACGUUAGUGGCGAUAACUUGGAGGUAUUUGGCGUUUGCUGCACGGAGCCUGUAGGCACGCCUCCUCAGCAGGAGCCCGAUGUGCAGCGACUGGGACUUCUGCCGCCAGUGAUACCAAUGCAGCUACCUCCAGUCAAUUCUAUGUUUCCGACCGUGUUGUCGGCGCUGGCUCCACAAUGGCCGCAGUUCCAGAAUGUUAACAUCCGCCAGAUACCGGCGCAGUGGCCGCCGACCCUGCCUCCGCUGCCGACUCACCCGCCAGACCACACUGCGCCUACACACCCACCUUCUUUAGUCGCAGGGGUCACCACGAAGCCGCCGACCGCCGGUACCACAACCACAUGGGCCACCAAACCUCCAAGCACAACAAAGCAGUCUUGGCCUCCUGCUUUCCCAACACAGCCGGCUAAACCUCAACCAGUGAAGCCAUUGCCGCAGCCCUCGACUGAAUGUGGUAUUAAAAAUGGCGCUCAUCAGGCGUACGACCUCCAAGACGAAGAGCGUAUUGUUGGCGGGCACAACGCUGACCUGAAUGAGUGGCCCUGGAUCGUGGCUUUGUUCAACAAUGGCCGACAAUUCUGCGGAGGUUCGCUCAUUGACGACAGACACGUCUUGUCCGCUGCCCACUGCGUCGCCCACAUGACUUCUUGGGACGUGGCUCGCCUAACAGCAAGACUAGGCGACUACAAUAUCCAUUCCAACGUGGAAACGCAGCACAUCGAGCGGAAGAUCAAGAGGGUAGUCAGGCAUCGUGGAUUCGAUAUGCGCACCCUGUAUAACGACGUAGCUGUUCUAACACUGGAUCAACCGAUACCGUUUACGAAGAAAGUGCACCCAUUGUGUUUACCCGGCUCAGGAAAAGCGUAUGCGGGCUUGAUUGCCACGGUCAUCGGCUGGGGCAGUCUGCGGGAAAGUGGACCACAGCCCUCGAUCUUGCAAGAGGUUUCCAUCCCAAUCUGGCAGAACUCUGAAUGCAGACAAAAGUACGGAGCGGCGGCGCCGGGAGGAAUAGUCGAACACAUGCUUUGCGCUGGCAAAGCUAGCAUGGACUCCUGCAGUGGUGACAGUGGCGGCCCACUGAUGGUCAACGAAGGAGGUCGCUGGACUCAAGUGGGUAUCGUGUCUUGGGGCAUCGGAUGCGGCAAGGGUCAGUACCCUGGAGUCUACACCAGGGUCACUGCCUUCCUACCGUGGAUACAAAAGAACUCUAAAUAAUUUCACCUUACAAAAUAAAUCUGCUCAGUAAGCGCGCAUAUGUGUGUGCCGCAAUAGUCUUUUGUUUUCCUACAAAUAGCGGGAAACUCGCGAGCAGAGAGAUUUUUUAUGUUAUUUAUAAAUCAAACAUCAAUUACUUUGAGAAAGACAACCAAUAAAUAUACUUGCCUUUCUUAAUUAAUUGAUAAUUGGAAAAAGAGACUUUAUAUUAUUUUUUCCACGUUUAAAAUAAUAUUGCUUUCCAAUUUAUUAAGAAAAAUGUGCCAAUAUAUAAAUAAGAUUUCGAAAUAAAGCUAUUUAUAAGAUUC
Messenger RNA from Plodia interpunctella (Indianmeal moth), 1992 nucleotides. Its product is annotated as proclotting enzyme-like. Gene Ontology annotation, biological process: proteolysis. The record is from RefSeq and is a predicted model, not a curated record. Gene Ontology annotation, molecular function: serine-type endopeptidase activity. The transcript is spliced from 12 exons. Lineage: Eukaryota; Metazoa; Arthropoda; Insecta; Lepidoptera; Pyralidae. The coding region runs from base 107 to 1684 and encodes 525 amino acids.